UUUCUCCGCCUCUCACGGCCCUUUGCGCCCCCUCGGUACCCCUGUGUCAGGCUCCCGGUGUGAGUUUUCCCGCUCUCUCUGUCAUCAUUUGUCUUAUUUGUGUUCUCCCCCCUUGGCAGGCUUUUCUGAGUCUGCAGCCUGUCCAGACUUCUAGCCCUUGAGGAGGGAGGGCGCCCCCGGCCAGGAGAGCAGGAAAGACACGCGGGAAGCCCGGCCUGCUCCGGGCGGGAGGAGAGAAGUCCCGGUCGGGGUACAGGAUGGCGGUCACACUUGACAAAGAAGCCUAUUAUAGGCGAAUCAAACGUUUCUACGGCAACUGGAAGAAAGGAGAAGAUGAAUUUGCCAAUGUGGAUGCCAUUGUGGUAUCUGUGGGAGUCGAUGAAGAAAUUGUAUAUGCAAAAUCUACUGCCUUACAGACCUGGUUGUUUGGCUAUGAGCUUACGGACACCAUAAUGGUAUUUUGUGAGGAGAAAAUCAUCUUUAUGGCCAGCAAAAAGAAAGUGGAAUUCCUCAAACAGAUUGCCAACACCAAAGGGAAUGAAAAUGCAAAUGGCACUCCAGCAAUCACACUACUCGUCCGAGAGAAGCAAAAUGAAGCUAAUAAGGCUAACUUUGAGAAGGUGAUUGAAGCCAUCAAGGGUAGCAAGAAGGGCAAAUACAUUGGUGUUUUCAUAAAGGAUAAAUUCCCAGGGGAUUAUAUGAAGAGUUGGUAUGACACCCUGAAUAAAGAGGGUUUUGAUAAGGUGGAUAUCAGUGCUUCGUUAGCAUAUACCAUAGCGGUCAAAGAAGAUGGUGAACUAAAUCUUAUGAAAAAAGCAGCUACUAUCACAUCUGAUGUUUUCAGCAAGUUUUUUAAAGAUCGAGUCAUGGAAAUUGUUGAUGCAGAUGAGAAAGUACGGCACAGCAAAUUGGCGGAGUCAGUGGAGAAAGCCAUAGAAGACAAAAAAUACUUAGGUGGGACCGAUCCAUCCACAAUUGAAAUGUGCUAUCCUCCCAUAAUACAGAGUGGAGGCAACUAUAACCUUAAAUUCAGUGUUGUCAGUGACAAGAAUCACAUGCAUUUUGGAGCAAUUACAUGUGCUAUGGGUAUCCGGUACAAGUCUUACUGUUCUAAUCUAGUCCGAACACUCAUGGUGGAUCCCACACAGGAAAUGCAAGACAAUUACAACUUUCUUUUGCAGUUGCAGGAAGAGCUGCUAAAGGAGCUUAAACACGGUGCCAAAAUAUGUGAUGCCUAUCAUAUAAUCAUGGAUCAGGUGAAGAAACAGAAACCAGAUCUCUUAAGCAAGAUUACGAAGAAUCUGGGAUUUGCAAUGGGUAUUGAAUUUAGAGAGGGAUCACUUGUCAUCAAUAAUAAAAAUCAAUAUAAACUUAAGAAAGGUAUGGUCUUCAGUGUUCACUUGGGGUUAUCAGAACUUAAUAACAAGGCAGGAAAGAAGCCUGAAGAAAAGACAUAUGCUUUGUUUGUGGGAGAUACUGUGUUGGUUAAUGAGGAAGGAGCUGCAACUGUGCUUACUCAUGUUAAGAAGAAGGUGAAGAAUGUGGGCAUUUUCUUGAAGAAGGAAGAUGACGAGGAGGAGGAAGAAGAUAAAGAUGAAGCUCAAGACAUAUUGGGUCGUGGUGCUCGUUCUGCAGCCCUGCUGACGGAAAGGACAAGGAAUGAAAUGACAGCAGAGGAAAAACGGCGUACUCAUCAGAAGGAGCUUGCUACGCAGCUUAAUGAUGAGGCAAAGAGAAGGCUUACAGAGCAGAAGGGGGAGCAGCAAACAUUGAAGGCUCGGAAAUCUAAUGUUUCAUACAAGAAUGCUUCUCAGAUGCCAAAGGAGUCGGAGAUUCGCGAGAUGAAGAUUUACAUUGACAAGAAAUACGAGACCGUUAUCAUGCCUGUAUUUGGAAUCGCAACUCCUUUCCACAUUGCCACUAUAAAGAAUAUCAGUAUGUCUGUUGAAGGUGACUAUACCUACUUGAGAAUCAAUUUUUUCUGCCCAGGCAGUGCUCUGGGGCGAAAUGAAGGCAACAUCUUUCCCAAUCCUGAAGCCACAUUUGUCAAAGAAAUAACUUACAGAGCCUCUAAUGUGAAAACUCCUGGAGAUCCCAGUGUGCCAUCACUCAACCUUCAAAAUGCAUUCCGUAUUAUCAAGGAGGUGCAAAAACGGUACAAGACCAGGGAAGCUGAAGAAAAGGAGAAGGAGGGCAUUGUUAAGCAAGACUCCUUAGUCAUAAAUCUCAACCGCAGUAACCCGAAGCUAAAGGACUUAUACAUACGGCCAAAUAUUGCCCAGAAGAGGAUGCAGGGCUCACUGGAGGCUCAUGUUAAUGGCUUUCGCUUUACAUCAGUCCGUGGGGAUAAGGUAGACAUUUUGUACAACAACAUUAAACAUGCCAUCUUCCAGCCUUGUGAUGGAGAGAUGAUUAUCGUUCUUCAUUUUCAUCUUAAGAAUGCUAUCAUGUUUGGAAAGAAGAGACAUACUGAUGUUCAGUUCUACACAGAAGUUGGGGAAAUUACUACAGAUCUUGGAAAGCACCAGCACAUGCAUGAUCGUGAUGACUUAUAUGCUGAACAGCUGGAAAGAGAGAUGAGGCACAAGCUGAAAACGGCUUUCAAAAAUUUUAUUGAAAAGGUGGAAUCUUUGACAAAGGAGGACUUGGAAUUUGAGGUUCCCUUUAGAGACCUGGGGUUCAAUGGAGCUCCAUACAGAAGCACCUGCCUCCUUCAGCCCACCAGCAGUGCACUGGUAAACACCACAGAGUGGCCCCCAUUUGUUGUUACGCUUGAUGAGGUGGAGCUUGUACACUUUGAGAGAGUGCAAUUUCAUCUUAAAAACUUUGACAUGGUUAUUGUUUACAAAGAGUACGGCAAGAAAGUCACCAUGAUUAAUGCAAUCCCUGUGGCUUCACUUGACCCCAUAAAAGAAUGGCUUAACUCCUGUGACAUUAAAUAUACUGAAGGAGUACAGUCACUAAACUGGACAAAAAUUAUGAAGACCAUUGUAGAUGACCCUGAAGGUUUCUUUGAACAAGGUGGUUGGUCAUUUUUAGAGCCAGAAGGAGAGGGCAGUGGUGCAGAGGAAGGCGAAUCAGAGUCUGAAAUGGAAGAUGAGACAUUUAAUCCUUCUGAGGAUGAGUAUGAAGAAGAGGAGGAGGACAGCGAUGAGGAUUACUCUGAUGAGACAGAGGAGUCGGUUGGCAGUGAAGAAUCCCUGGGCACUGAUGAGGAGAGUGGAAAGGACUGGGAUGAACUAGAAGAGGAAGCCAGAAAAGCUGACCGGGAAAGCCGUUAUGAGGAAGAGGAGGAGCAGAAAGGAGGAAAAAAGAGGAAAGUCCAUGCGCCUGCUCCAAAUCCUUCUAAAAAGAGGAAGAAGUGACACCAUCAUGCCCGACAUCCUUCUUAUAAAUUCACCCUGAUCUUCUAUUGUAUUCAUUCUUCUCCCUUUUAACCACCCACCCAGUCAGAAUUUCUGCCCUUCACAUUGAUAGCUUGAGAUUCAUCUUUCAGCUUUGAUGCUUCUGAAUUCUGAAGAUAGUUGGGGUUUUGUAAGGUUAAAUGGACCAAUGCAAUAUUAUUUAAAUGUACUUUUUUUACCCAAUUUCAAACUCUUCUAACCAGAAUGAGAAGUGUGAUGGCAUUGUAUUGCAAACCUCAUGACAGCUAAAACUGGACAGUGCUCUUGAGAGUGAUGCUUUCAGCAUCUAUAAAUAAGUUCAUUGCGUCAGGGACUCUGCAAGGACAAGCUGUAAAUGAACAGCUUUUUCAGCAACCCUCUCAGCCCCUUGUGCUGGUUUGUUUUGCUUUCCCAUGUGCUUUUGACCAUUUCCCUUAUUUUAUUGCCUAUGUCAGCUUUCAUGAGCUACUCAAAAUUUACAGUUAAAGUUUAUGAAAAAGGAAAAAAAAAAUAUUUGCAUAAUGUAUUUUGUUUUAAAUGCCAGGUGUCAGACAUUGUUUUCCUCGCUGCUGCUCUAAACUGAAAUAUAUUGCUUUUUGAUGCUUUCCUUCCCCCCUGCCCUCAG
Molecule: messenger RNA, 4008 nt
Organism: Xenopus tropicalis (tropical clawed frog)
Lineage: Eukaryota; Metazoa; Chordata; Amphibia; Anura; Pipidae
Gene: supt16h
Product: SPT16 homolog, facilitates chromatin remodeling subunit
Exons: 26
Coding region: 258-3365 (1035 amino acids)
Biological process (GO): transcription by RNA polymerase II; nucleosome organization
Cellular component (GO): transcription elongation factor complex; chromosome; FACT complex
Source: RefSeq, marked validated